AUGAGACAGUCCGUCAUCUGCGUGAUCUUCUCCGCUGCGCUCCUGCUGCACUCUUCUUGCGCGUCGCCCAUGGGCCUGGCUGAAGAGAGCUCCUUGGAGCAGGAUACAUUGGCCUCCUUGCUGAGCGAGGAGGUGACAGACAACAUCCGCGGCGAGGCGGAUCUGUUCACCGACGGCAAAUCGAGAGGGCAGAGGGUCAUCGUUGUUGCAGAUCCGAGUCUUUGGCGUGACCUGCGAGCGCUGCACAAUGGAAUGCCGCUCUACAAGCGACGAGCUGAUGACAACAGCCAGGUCGUUGAACAUAGAAACAGCGGUCAGGAGCUGAGCAUCCCCAUCCUGAGGCGGGACACCAUGAGAUGCAUGGUGGGACGUGUGUACCGACCAUGCUGGGAAGUUUAG
Molecule: messenger RNA, 399 nt
Organism: Nerophis lumbriciformis (worm pipefish)
Lineage: Eukaryota; Metazoa; Chordata; Actinopteri; Syngnathiformes; Syngnathidae
Source: RefSeq, a predicted model, not a curated record